Molecule: messenger RNA, 1622 nt
Organism: Chondrus crispus (carragheen)
Lineage: Eukaryota; Rhodophyta; Florideophyceae; Gigartinales; Gigartinaceae
Exons: 2
Coding region: 1-702 (233 amino acids)
Source: RefSeq, a predicted model, not a curated record
AUGAAGCCAGACAACGGCGAGGACGGUUCGAAGGACUCCUUGUCGAAAUCGCUUUGGCUUUCUCUUCGCCAAAAGGCCGUGGUGUAUGCAGCAGCAUUCGUCUUCGGAUUUGUUCCAGCUCUUAUUUUCAUUCGGAGAGUCUACCUGUCCUAUUCAAGCCGACUUGUCAAAGUCUUCCUGGCCAUUGUGGCUCUGGGAUAUUUUCCCUUAGUCGCACUGUGCUCAUCACUCGCCUUCGGCCUCUGUUUCUUUUGCUUACGUCAAACUACAGUUGUCGAACGAAUUUUGAACAAAGUUUGUGACAGCAUAGUCGAGUUGCUGCAUAAGAAGCUUCCUUCAUCGGCGCAAGAUGCAGAGAUGAGUGUUGACGAGCUCAAUACUCGAGUACAGGAAGUAAUCGAUGCCGCCCGCAACAAUAACGCCCGGAGUAAGAGCCCGCUUCGAUCAUUUGCCGGAUUUGUUCUAGGACUUGCCUUCUUUCUCUUGAGAAAAGCUGCGAAACAGAAGUUCGAGAAGGCCAUGAUAACAAAGUCCGAAGGCGCCCCACCAAUCAUCUCAAUCAAAAGUGCUGCAACUUCUCUUCAAGGAGAGGUCGUUAAUGCCGUCCUUUCCCCAUUCAAGAAUACUGUGCGGAUGUACUUUGCUGCAUCUUUAAUUCUGUCUUUGGCCCUUUUCGUUGUGCCACUCAAGUCUGUGGGGUGAAACUACGGGCAAGUGUCCUGCAUGCAAGCUGCACUCAUUGCAUUUCUGUCUGGCAAGGGCUCGCAGUUGUCUUGCGCCUGCUAAAACUUCAUUUGUGGGUAGUCGGAAGCUGAGCCUUCUGCGUCUUUGCCUGUAUACGUGCACUCAAUUACCUUUUCUACAGCUUGUCUCUCAUGUUGCGAGCGGCUUCUAACGCAUCCAAGCGUUCCCUGCCGUUUUUGCCGUGAUAUUGCUCCAUUUCUUACUCCUAAAAGACCCUUUGCACGUGGGAGACCUUGCUCAUGAGAUAUCCCUCUUUCCAGCGCCCCAGAAGGAAAAAGACAUGAUCGAGGCCACUUUCCAUCUCUAUGCACUGAAAUUCGCGGAGUCAGUGUGGUUAGCUUGUCGCAGUAUACGCAAGUAAGCAUAAAUUCAUUGCCGCUGCUGCUCACACCCAAUCCAUGCGGAGAUAAAGAGCACCUCAGGAUGCGCCGAUUGACACAGGAGACUGAGGUUUUGUUGGACUGCGCUGACUCCUACGCUGUAGGCUUGGUUUGGGAUGUACUGGUCAGUGCGAGCGGUAUCAGGCCUUCUGAAACGGAGUGGCUACUGACGGAGCCACAAGAACGCGAAGAGUGUGUAGACUCAGAAAAGGCACAGUCACACCGUCCUGCAGCUGCAGGAGUCGGACAAUGUUUGUAGACUGCGGCAGUACAUGUUAAUAAGACGAAGGAUGACCCGUGCCACUACUGUACAAUAGCAAUGCAAUGCACGACACACGUGGCGUUGCUUGUCAAAUCGCCCGCAUGGCCUUGCCAGUAGACGCUUUCUGCUACCCUUCGAAGGGUAGACGCUUUACGCCUGCGCAUUUCUGCAGUGUCUUCCACACUAUCCUCACUGUAGGUACCCUUGGUAUCUUAAUCAAAUUAAACAGUCAAACA